CAGCUCCGAGUACACUGUGCUGAGGCACUGGGCACACCAAUUGUUGGAGACUACAAGUAUGGUUGGUUCAUGCACCAGAGAUGGAAGCAGAUGCCUCGAGUGGACUACGAGCCAAUGACCAGAUCACCGUACAAAUUGCGGAGGCCUGAGGGCUUGGAGGUUCAAAAGGGGAGCGUCCUAUCCAAGGUCCCUUUGCUGCAUCUUCACUGCAGAGAAAUGGUUAUCCCUCACUUUGCAAAAUUCCUUCGCAGUUCAGGUGAAUGGCAUGAUGAGGGCACUCCAUGGACCUCUGAUAAGCCAGAUCUUCUCAGAUUUGUUGCACCAAUGCCUUCUCACAUGAAGAUAAGCUGGAAUGUUAUGUCAUCAUACCUGGUGUGAUGUAAACUAUUUUUUUUUUUUUGUAGUAAUUGAAGUAUUUGGUUCCAUGUUUAUGCUUGAUUCUGGUCUUGCAAGUUGGCGGUGCCUUCAUCCUCCCAAAUGGUGGUAGUUUAGACUCUUCCAAGCAGUUUUGGUAUCAAAUCCUUUAAUGGUGCAUCCAUACUAUCUCUAUGUUCUUUGUGUCGCUUGGAAGAGUGCUAGCUACUUGUACUCUGUAUAUGGGACCUCUAGCUUGGGAAAUGGUCAUAAAUUAUAUGUCAAUCUAUUGACCUGCUAAUAGUCUUCCUUUCCACGAUAUGGU
Messenger RNA from Elaeis guineensis (African oil palm), 679 nucleotides. Lineage: Eukaryota; Viridiplantae; Streptophyta; Magnoliopsida; Arecales; Arecaceae. The record is from RefSeq and is a predicted model, not a curated record.